UCAUAAGUGCGUAUGUAUAUCUUUCAUGUUACAAUGAUAGUGGAUAAAACAUUAAUUUAUUGCAGCUAAUUAUUGUAACGAAACAUACAGUUGCUUAGAAUUUGUAGUAUAUCUCAUUAUACAGAAUAUCUAAGAUAAAAGUAGUAUCAUGUUUCUUAAACUAUUGUUAAGCAGCAGUUUAACUAUCAUCGUCGCGGCGGCUUUUUUAACCGACGAUCAGAUAAUUAAAAUAUCUCAAGAAGAGUUAAACAGACAUUCAAAUGAUAUAUUACCGCAUCUUUAUGAUAUGAUCGUUACACAUAUCGAAGAAAAUAUUCUUGUCUGCAACUGCAUUAUACGUACAGAGAUUAAACAUCCAACAUCAAGCAUAUUAUUGUAUUCUAGUUUACACGUAAAAAAUAUUAAUCUAAGUGUGUUUUAUUCUUCAUAUUUUAUGAAUGAUACUCAAGAAGAGAUCAUUUAUGCAUCGGUAAAAUCUAUGUAUGAUGUUGAGAAAAACAUUGUCAAAUAUAUAUUCCCUAAUGAUGUAUUGCCAGGGUAUUACAACGUAAAAUUAGUUUAUAAUAUAACUGAAGAUACAGGCCUAAAAAGCUUUUAUAAAAGAGAUGAGCGACAAUGGUAUGUUGAUCAUAUUGGGAUCCAACACAUGAUUCCGUCUUUGCCCGAAUCUUUAAGUGGAAUACCCUUUAAGCCCAUCUACAAUAUUAUUAUCGAACAUUAUCAAAACUAUACAGUUUUAUUAAAUCCACUGAUACAAACAAUAGAAAGGAAUGAUAAAAACAUGACGAAGACAUAUUUUCAUACAUUUAUAAAGCCUAGUUAUCUACUAUUUAUCAAUCGAAUUAAUUUAUCUUUUAUGCCUGGUACAAAUGAAAGUGUCAGAGUUAAUAUGUGGUGUAGAAUGCAUUGCGAAUUUGCACACCAAUUUGCUGGAAAUAUAACAACGUACUUGUUCGAUAAAUGGAAACGUUUGAAUCAAACUUUGGAAAUAAAUCAUAUUGCACUUCCAGAUUUUCAAAACGAAAGCAUUAUAAAUUUGGGACUUAUUCUUUACAGAGAAGCAGAUAUUAUCUACAAUGACAAUGUAGAUUCUGUUGCGACUAAAAUCAAAGUUGCCCGCUUUAUGGCUCAUAAAAUAAUACAGGAAUGUUCUUAUUAUGAAAAUCCACUUUGGUCGUUAUCCUCUUUGUUAAAUGAGGCUAUUGUCGCAUUUCUUGGAUUAUAUGUCACCAAUCAGGCUCUCCCAAGGACCCAGAUGAUGAACUUGUUUGUGGUACAAAUUCAACAGGAAUCUCUUCAUUUCGAUACUGAAUAUAAUACAUCACUUUAUAAUACACCAUUCAAUAUUUCUUUUGAACAUUACAGUUUUAUUAAAGUAUCCAGUAUAUUGCGUAAAUUUCAAAGAAUGGUUACUACAGAGAUAUUUUGGCAGAGUAUCCGUAUAUAUGUAAAGGACAACAAACCAACUUUUAACUAUUUUGGUGAAAUUGUGAAGAACCUUUCGUCCAUUCAAAUAUCUACAGGCAAUUUAUCUACUAUAAGCCAGCUAAUUAUUUCUCUACCAAAACAAAAAUAUUGUGAUGUUAAGUCAGUGAAAUUAGAACGAGAUUAUAAUCAAUCUAUCAGACAGUUAAAAGUAACGAUAUACAGUAAUUAUUACAUACCUGAAUCGUUUCAUAUAAAGUUCGGUAACAUUGUAAUACAUAAUACAGAACAAUCUAAUUAUUAUCGAGUCAAUUACGAAAUCGAGAACUGGCAAAGAAUUGCAGAAUUUCUACAUGUUUCUAAUUAUAAGAGAAUACAUGUUUUGAAUCGUGCUCAAAUUAUCGAUGACGCUUUCCACUUAAUGAUAACAAACCAACUUAAUUCCACUGUAUUCUGGAAUAUUACGAAAUAUCUAUCACGAGAAACAGACUACAUCGCAUGGUAUCCUAUGUUCAAAGCUUUAGAAUAUCUGUCCAAUAUCUUUCUAUUUCGGGAACAAAUAUAUUUAAAUAUCAAGGGAAAAAUGCUAUACUUGCUAAACAUUUUGCUUGAUAAACUUAAAUACGAUGAAGUUUCUAAUGAACACGAUCUUAAAAAGAGUUUGAGAAUGGAGGCUGCGAAAUGGGCAUGUAAUCUUGAUGAUCGCAUAUGCAUAAAAGCAGCCCAGAAUAAUUUAAAUCGACAUCUCGCAGAUCCCGAAAAGAACACACUUUUGCCAUGGUGGAAAGAAUGGACAUACUGUCAAGGUUUAAAAUUAUUGAACUAUUCUCUUAGCAAUUCUCUUAACGAAGAUUCUCAUUUGUGUAGAGUAUAUCGUCUGGAAAAAGAAAAAUUUGAAACUAAAAUUUUAAAAUAUCUGUCUUGUCCUGAGGAUUCACAAUUUAUCAAAGCCGCUUUAAAUCCAAUAAAAAAUGAUAGUAUAACAUCGAUUAUGUUUUUAGAAGAUUUUUCCGAUAAAGAUUAUAUUAAUUACUUUCUUUUUACUAUCGCGAAGCAUGCAAGGAAUCCUGUAGUACUCGACAUCAUAUUAGAAAAACUUGAGAACAUAAGACCCAGACAAGUCAGCGAGCAUGUAACAUUUACUGUUAUUAUUAAUCAUGUGUAUUCUGUGGAACAAUUGAUAAAGAUAAGCAAAUUAGCAGAAAGCUACAGACAUAUGACAAAUUUACCAAUAUAUAUCUAUAUAUCCCAACAUAUUUCAAAUAUUCAAAACAAGAUACGAAGGCGCAUUUUCGAAAUCAAAUGUCAACAGAAUUAUUUUCAGAAUUUUGUAGAAUAUCAAUAAUUUCCGUUUAAUGAAAGUAACAAUUAUGACGCAAACACAUCUAUAUAUCUUUCUU
Camponotus floridanus (Florida carpenter ant) is the source of this 2825-nucleotide messenger RNA. RefSeq names its product aminopeptidase N-like. The record is from RefSeq and is a predicted model, not a curated record. Gene Ontology annotation, biological process: proteolysis; peptide catabolic process. Gene Ontology annotation, cellular component: cytoplasm. Gene Ontology annotation, molecular function: metalloaminopeptidase activity; zinc ion binding; peptide binding. The transcript is spliced from 12 exons. Lineage: Eukaryota; Metazoa; Arthropoda; Insecta; Hymenoptera; Formicidae. Bases 149 to 2770 code for a protein of 873 amino acids.